AUGACGGAUAUCUCACCAGUCCCUAAAGCUUUCAAAAAAGAUGAUGAUGGUCAAGAAACAACUAUUGAGCUAACAAAUCUUACUGGAAGCUCUCAUAGUCAUCGAAUUAGUAAUAUUGCUAAAGGUUCAGGUUUUACUUUACAUGCAAGAGAUAAAGAAGCUCAAUCAAAUGAUAGAGCACAUUCAGAAUCGUACUCAGCUAUUCAUGAAAUUAAUGAAAAUGAAAGUAUCUCCCUGCUGGAUGAAGAUCUAGAAUUCCCUGAGGGUGGGCUUAAGGCCAACUUGGUCGUUUUUGGUUCAUUUAUGGGUCUUGUGCCAGUUUUCGGGAUGCUUAAUUCAGCUGGUGCUAUUGAGGCAUAUGUUUCCUCACAUCAAUUUGCUAAAGCUGGUGCUAGUGUAGUAUCAUGGAUCUUCUCUAUCAAUAUUUUUAUUGCUUUCAGUUCUAGUAUUUUCUCUGGUUCAUUCUUUGAUAGAAAUGGGGCAAGAGCACCAAUGUCAAUAGGUGCUGUGUUAUUUUCUGCAGGAUUAUUUGCUACAGGUAACGCUAAAAAUGUUUAUCAAUUCGUUUUAGCAUUUGGUGUUGUUAAUGGGUUAGGAUUGGGUAUGAUGAUGAGUCCCUUGAUUGGUGUUGUAUCUCAUUAUUUCAAAAGAAAUAGAGCUACUGCUCUUAGUUGUGCCUCUACAGGGGGUUCCAUAGGUGGUAUUGUCUUCCCAUUGAUUUUACGAUCUCUUUAUCCAAAAGUAGGAUUUAAAUGGGCUCUAAGAAUAGUAUCAUUCAUUUGUUUAUUCUGUUUCGCCUUUUCUUUAAUAUUUGUCAAAGAAAGAUUCUCCAAUAAAAUUGAAGCUGAUGAUGAAGAAGAAGAACAGCCAAAAUCUACAAAACUUAGAAAAUUUAUCAAGAUCUAUUUAUUAGACAUAUUUGAUUAUAAAUCAUUAUUGGAAGCAAAAUUUGUCUUUUGUACAUUAGCUGUUGCAUUAUCGGAAUCUUCACUAAUGGUUAUAAUUAUUAAUUUCCCUUCCUAUGCAAUCAAAAGAGGGUUUAGUGAAAACACUUCAUAUUUAUUAAUUACCAUUGUUAAUACAACCGGGGUUCUAGGUCGUUAUAUUCCAGCUUAUAUUGCUGAUAAAUUCUUAGGUAGAUUCAACGUGGUUAUCCUAACAUUAAUUGGAUGUCUUUUGGUGAGCUUUAUUUUAUGGCUUCCAUUUGGUUAUAGUUUGAAAAUACUUUAUUCAUAUGCAGCUUUAUAUGGGUUCUGCUCUGGUUCAAUUUUAUCUCUAUCACCAGUUUGUUGUGGUCAAAUAUCAAGAACUGAUCAGUUUGGAAAAAGAUUUAGUACAAUGUAUUUGAUUGUCUCUUUGGUAAUGCUUAUCUGUAUCCCAAUUGGUGGUGCUGUUAUUGGUGAUGGCUCAAUUGAUCGUUAUAAUAAGAUGAUCAUUUAUGCUGGGAUGUUGAAUGUUGGUGGUAUAAUAUCUUAUUUUAUGUGUAGAUAUUCUUGUGUUGGGUUGAAAUUAUGUAAAUUUUGA
Messenger RNA from Hansenula ciferrii, 1524 nucleotides. RefSeq names its product MCT family MFS transporter. The transcript has a single exon. The record is from RefSeq and is a predicted model, not a curated record. Gene Ontology annotation, molecular function: transmembrane transporter activity. Bases 1 to 1524 code for a protein of 507 amino acids. Gene Ontology annotation, biological process: transmembrane transport. Lineage: Eukaryota; Fungi; Ascomycota; Saccharomycetes; Phaffomycetales; Wickerhamomycetaceae. Gene Ontology annotation, cellular component: fungal-type vacuole membrane.